Eimeria tenella is the source of this 342-nucleotide messenger RNA. RefSeq lists its product as uncharacterized. Lineage: Eukaryota; Apicomplexa; Conoidasida; Eucoccidiorida; Eimeriidae. The annotation marks the transcript as partial. The record is from RefSeq and is a predicted model, not a curated record. The transcript is spliced from 5 exons.
GAGUUCAACGAGGAGCUCAGAGAGACAUACGGCAAAGACUUGAGCGAUGUGGCUCAGUAUGCCAGAGACAUCAACAAACGCAAACUGACCAACUUCUUCAGGCAGCACGACAUCCGAAGGCUGUCUCAAGUGGACCACAUAUUCGAAGACUUCGACGGAGACUCUUUUAGACUUAAUGAAUUCUUGAGAAAGAAUUAUGGUAGCGACAUGUCAAAUUGUUCCAUCCGUCGCAAACAGAGCGUGGAGGCGAUGCUGAUUGAAUACUUCGAUUUGGUGAAGAAGAGACAGGACUCAAUGAAACUUGGAGUGAGUCGCCCGCAGUGGCGGAACAGGCCCUUGUGA